AACAUGCAGACAGGUGACGUGAAAAAUAUGUGACCUCUACUUAAGAGGCCAUCACCAUCAUGGAGUCUUAGAGUAACUCUUGGCAUCCGAGUUAAAGGCUGGCUCGCGUCCUCCAGAUAGUCGUCACUUGCAGGAAUGGCUUUUAUUCACCUACUACUUCUAGCUCUGCCUGUCAGACACUCACAGGGUCUAUUUCUGCCACUCUUCAGCCCCUUCAAUCCAGCUUCAUUGCCGUGUAACCAGAGGCACAGAAGGCAGCCGCAGCUGUCGGAAUCCUAAUCCCUCCCGCCCCACCGGGUUGCCAGCGUGUACAGUAGCAAUCGGCGUGUCUCUGUGCCGCCUUGCAGGCGCUUCCACAGGGCUCAGCAGCAAAACAAAAAUUGCGGAUGAUACUUUUCACCUUCUGGAAACUCAGCUCACUCGUGUAGUUUUCAGGAAAUGAUCAAGAAAACAUCCAUGUGUAGCCGUCUACUCAUCACCUGAUGGAUCCAGAAGCUCAGAAAGAGAUCAGAGCAGCUUAUGAUGACGAGCAGGUGGUCACAGAGAUCAGGGCCAGAUGUUUCAUUCCCACUCUGAUAACAACCACUCCCUGGGAAGGUUUUCAUUUUGUUGGCCAUGAGAUUCGGAUUACCGAAGCCACGGAUUGUUACGGUGCUGUCGUUUGGCCAUCGGCCCUUGUUCUAUGCUAUUUCCUGGAAACAAAUGCAAAGCAGUAUAAUAUGACUGACAAAAACGUGAUUGAAAUUGGAGCCGGAACAGGGCUGGUCUCCAUUGUGGCAAGUUUACUCGGUGCUCACGUGACUGCCACAGAUUUACCUGAAUUACUUGGAAACCUGCAGUAUAAUAUUUCCCACAACACCAAAAUGAAGAGCAAGCACUUGCCUCAGGUGAAAGAACUCUCCUGGGGAGUAGCGUUAGAUAAAAACUUCCCCAGGUCUCGCAGUAAUUUUGACUAUAUCCUGGCAGCGGAUGUGGUCUACGCUCAUCCUUUCUUGGAAGAACUCCUUGUUACCUUUGACCAUCUGUGCAAAGAAACCACUGUCAUCCUCUGGGUCAUGAAAUUCAGGUUGGAGAAAGAGAAUAAAUUUGUAGAUAGAUUUAAGGAGUUGUUUGACCUGGAGGAAAUUUCCAGUUUUCCUAGCCUGGAUAUUAAGUUGUAUAAAGCUAUGAAGAAAAGUAGAAGGAGUGCAUGAUGUCCCGGACCCGGACAAUGAAGUGUGAAGGCGACUUCCAGCCAACUGUCACUGUAAAGAAAACCCUAAUAAUCGUAUAUACCACUGACUUUCCCCUAUGGAAACACACACACUUCCCUUGCUAUGACAUAGAAAAGAGUUUCCUAAAGUUGGCUCACCCUCGCAGGGAGGGAUCUUUCCAGACAGAAGGCGGGUCUGCAGGAUUACAGGUAACUUGCUCCCAGGGAGUGUCCAUCAGCUCUCAGGGCCACCCUCUGCUGGCUGGUGAUGCAAACUCUUGGCAAAGUCCGCUGUGCAGUUAUUAUCUGUUCUCCUUAU
Messenger RNA from Otolemur garnettii (small-eared galago), 1511 nucleotides. RefSeq names its product putative methyltransferase-like protein 21E pseudogene. Gene Ontology annotation, cellular component: cytoplasm; cytosol. The transcript has 5 exons. Gene Ontology annotation, molecular function: protein-lysine N-methyltransferase activity. Lineage: Eukaryota; Metazoa; Chordata; Mammalia; Primates; Galagidae. The coding region runs from base 483 to 1193 and encodes 236 amino acids. The record is from RefSeq and is a predicted model, not a curated record. Gene Ontology annotation, biological process: peptidyl-lysine methylation.